GCAUCCCUAUUGCGUUUUUUCGAUUGCCGUACACGUGCUGAGAUUUAUAUUUUCUCAUUUGCUAAUUCUAUAAAAUUAAAACACAUAGCUUUUGUUUUAAGGAUUGUUUUCAAGAAGCACAUUAAAAUAUUAUCCCAGGAACACGAUAUUUGAGAAUUAGUUAGAAGUACAAAUGGAAAUGGUGUCUGAGACGAAAGUGAAUGGGAAUGAGGUGGAUACACCUGCGGAGGUGGUGGUUGAGAAGCCAGUCGGUCUACCACCCGGCAAAUACACUCUAGUGGGAUGGGACAUGGAUACCACCGGACGCAGACUUAUUGAUGAAAUAUGUCAAAUUGCUGCAUACACUCCUAAGGAGGUUUACUCACAGUAUAUUAUGCCUUAUCGUGAUUUAAACCCCGGUGCCCAAAGACGUCACAAUGUACGUGUGGUUACGAUUGGACGCUACCGCAUGCUCAAGGACAAUGUUACUCAUAAGAUUCUCAAAACAAAGUCUGAAAUAUCUGCACUGACUGACUUCCUUGACUGGUUGGAAAAAGAAAAGGGUGAUGGCAAAGUGAUUCUAAUUUAUCACGAGCCAAAAAGAUUGUGUCCCACCAUGCUACUCGAAGCCCUCACACGUUACAAGUUGUUGGAACGCUUUUCGUCAAUAGUAGCUGGGUUUGCUGACAGCUAUGCCCUUGCUGCCGAUAAGUGCAAGUCCACAGUGAAGUCUAUUUCCCUGCGAGUUUUGGCUCGCGUGUUAUUAGAUGCUGACACAUUGUCAGUUGAGAGCGCUUUAGAUCGUGCCACAGCUGCCUACCGCAUUGUUGAACAUCUUGCUCAAGGCGAACAACAGGAGGUAGGCGCUGGAGGUGAGGGUGCUCCGGCAAGUAUACACAUGGUGGAGACGGCCCGCGUGUGGGCUCAUCCUGUAGAGACCGAACUGGCGGCUCUUGAUGAAUUCAAAAAGUUACUAGAGAGACAGAACACUUUCCGGCCGGUGUUCCACCCGCUGCUGCGGCUGCGGCUGGCGCUGCCGGAGCGCAAGCGCGUGACGCACUUACGCCGCCUGCUCGCCGACGCCGGCCUGCUCUACGACCAGGUUCACGCCGCCUGGCAGGAGCAACAGGUCGAAGGUUUGGAGAAGCAGCUGAAGUCCAUGUCUGUUACUGCAACUGAUGAAGACAUAAAAGAACUGAUUGAAAUAUUUGACUGUCACUUUGAUCCUGCCAAAGAGCCCAAGGGACUCAAGCUUGCUAAGAGACCUUAUAGAAAAAACACCACCUCGACUGGGGAAACCGGUGAAGGGGAAGGGAGUUCCAGCAAUUCUCAGAAGUCCUCUUCCCAGAGUUCUCCAACUAAAGUUAAGAAUGAGGUAGCCGAGGCAGAUCCUAGUCAAGCAACAGAUACGGUAACCACCAAUUAAAUGUAUGGACACACUGUACAACUCACAUCACUGUCGUUAAUAUUAAAACGAAACCAUAAUGAUGUGAAAACAUUUAUUCAUAUUAUACAUUUAGCAUAAGUCUCCUUUGGAAUUGAAAAGCAUUUGUUUUACACGCAUUGGUGAUAAGUACAUGAUUUUUUUUACUUGGAGCAAUCUAUUUAUGUUUGCUUUGCAUAGUAUACUGAUAUAUAUGUAUAUAUACAUAGAUUGUGUAGGUGAGUGCCUUAGCAACUCGGUGUUUGAAGAUGUAACUUUUAUAUACACUUUUGUGUACAGAGUCGCGACAUUUUGUUUUGUGAAUUCAUACUUUUGGGUGUAAUAUGCUUUCGAUGAAGUGUAGGAAAACGAGCAGGGAGCCCAAAGAUUCUUUGUAUAUGAAUAUUUUUUAACACGCACUUAACAUUUAUACAAUUUUCCAGUGACUUAAUAUUAACGUAAAGAUAGAGUAUAUUUUUACCAUAUUUACAGUAGGUGUAUGUGUUAUGGCUUAAACCAUGGAUCGCAAAGUACAAUUUAUCGUACUGUAGCUUAUUUUAAUUUUAUUAUGUGCAAUCACAUGGAAAGGAUGGAUUGAAUUAUUUACAUCCGCCAAUAUUUUAAAACUUUUAGGUUUUUUCUUUUAACAUCUGCAUAAUAUAAUGUCUGUACAAGAGCAUUCGCGUUACUAAUAAGCUGGCAUAUUGAUUUCAUUUGCCAUAGAAUAUUCGCUAAGUUUCCUUACCGUUAUUUAAGCAGCAUAAUAAAAACAGUGUGUACCUAUUAACUUACCUCUAAUAUAGUUAGUUUUAACAUAGACUGUAUAUAUUAUUUAUAUUUCUUAUUUUGUUCAGAUCUCUAAUAUUAAUAAACACAUAAGUCUUAA
Aricia agestis (brown argus) is the source of this 2288-nucleotide messenger RNA. RefSeq names its product maternal protein exuperantia-1 (gene exu). Gene Ontology annotation, biological process: bicoid mRNA localization. Lineage: Eukaryota; Metazoa; Arthropoda; Insecta; Lepidoptera; Lycaenidae. Gene Ontology annotation, molecular function: protein homodimerization activity; RNA binding. The coding region runs from base 173 to 1405 and encodes 410 amino acids. The transcript has 10 exons. The record is from RefSeq and is a predicted model, not a curated record.